Molecule: messenger RNA, 1299 nt
Organism: Aspergillus ibericus CBS 121593
Lineage: Eukaryota; Fungi; Ascomycota; Eurotiomycetes; Eurotiales; Aspergillaceae
Exons: 2
Coding region: 1-1299 (432 amino acids)
Source: RefSeq, a predicted model, not a curated record
AUGCCGUCCAUCCCACCUCCCCUGACUAUCUCUCACCGCCAUACUCGGAGUCGGUCCUCCAACAUCGACAUCGACCCGAUUUCCCCUGGCACCUAUGCUCCAAAUGGCUUCUCCUACCGAUCGCCUCGAUCGCCUCAUACUCCCCGUUCCUCCGCCCCCUCGUCUCCCGUGGACUCCCGCUCUCAUCACGCUCAAACCUUCAAUGGCUCUCAUAGAAUGUCGGUCGACUUCGGCGGUGCAGCUAGCGAAGGCGGUGGACUAGGUAAUUUGGCAGACGAGCUCGCCGAUGCAUGGGAGGAAGAAGAGGGAGGCUAUGGAUACGCUUCCGGGCAGGAUACAGGGGUCCCUGAUGCACAGUACGUGGAUCGCAGUGACGACGAAGACGCAUACCACCGCAUGGACACGGGGACCCGGACACCGUCAUCGGACUACUCGCCGGAACAAAGUUCGUCUCUGCAUCCUCCGAAGCCCAAGACCCGUAAUGGUACCCAUCGACACCGGCGGCACGAAUCGCAAUACGAUGGCUCCGAUUAUGGGAACGACUCAGAUUUCGAGGAAGCCGAUAUGCCGCCUAGUCUGGAGAUGCAGAUGGCGGAAAUUGAGAGUCUGGCCCGUCGCGGUCUAGAGAACAAUGGCAGUGAGAAUGACUUUGUUUUCCAACGUGCGGUGGAAGCCCUCCGGGAUCUGGGGGGUCAGAGUGGGAUUGAAAAUAACGCCAUGCGACUCAUUACCGCACACUCUUCCAUCACCUCGCAUCUUACCCAUCAGACGCGGGCACUUCAAACGCUCACCCAUCCUCUCCUUUUCUCGCCCUUUCCGCUCCUUUCCUCGGAUGCCAUAGAUGCGCUCAUCCCUCUCAUCGACGACGAACUCCUGCCUAACCUCCCAUAUCCUUUCCCGGAACAGCCACGUCACUCCUCAAGACCCACUACCCCCUCCCAGUCACCGUCCCUCAACCCUCUGGUCUCCCUACAGACGCUCGUCUCGCAAACAUCCGACAUUACCCUGUCGUUACGGGGCCUGAGCGAUACCUUGUAUGAAUCGCGGCAGUUGACAUCAACGGCCUCGCGGAGACUCCGCUCUGCCCGCGAACUUGUCGCGGACCUCCGCCGUGAGGAAGAAGGUCGCGAGGAGGGCACCCGGUGGAUCGAACGAGGUGAUUGGGACCGCAAAUUGCGGGACCGUGAAGCUGGCCGCGUCUGCGGAGACGUAGUCAGCGGCUUUGAGGCGGUGUGCGGCGAAUGGCGGGAGAAGCUCUUCGGUGCUGCUGCUGCGGGAGCCGAAGUGGCUGCUGCUUGA